AUGCAGUCGCCGACAUCGUCUCUCCCGUCGCUCGUGCUGCUGCUGUCGCUGCUGCUGCUGUCGUCGCUGCUGCUCCAGGAUGUCCGGGCCUUGUCUUCGGGUCGUGUUGGUCUUUUGGGGCGCUUUGGUCACCGCAAACAGCUGUCGGGAGGUGUUGGAGUGGUCCGUGGGGCCCACGAGGACGGCGGCAUGGGGGGCGAUCGUCACGAGGUGCUUGGCGAACAUGGAGCUGAGCGCCCCGAGACUCGGGACUGGAGGGAGGUGGCGCCUCGGCGUGAGACAGUGGACAGAUGGAUGUAUUCGGAACUGGCGUGA
This is a messenger RNA of Peronospora matthiolae, 315 nucleotides long. Lineage: Eukaryota; Oomycota; Peronosporomycetes; Peronosporales; Peronosporaceae. The record is from the annotation of a GenBank genome assembly.